Messenger RNA from Ichthyophthirius multifiliis, 1143 nucleotides. RefSeq lists its product as hypothetical. NCBI's taxonomy places the organism in Eukaryota, Ciliophora, Oligohymenophorea, Hymenostomatida. The transcript has a single exon. The record is from RefSeq and is a predicted model, not a curated record.
AUGGUCAUAUUUGCUAAUGGCGAAACUUUGAUUGGUAAAACUUUGACUGGAGAAACUACGAUUGGAAAUUUUGUAAUUGGUAAAACCAAUACUGGAAUAUAAAUGGUUGGAAUAUCUGUGAAUAACAUAAAUAAAACUGGUAACAAAACUGGAAUUUCUGGUGUAAUCAUCCUGGAUGGUCUAAUAGAUGGUAGCAUAAUAAUUAAUAUAAUAUUAAUAUGUGUAAUAAUAAUAACGACUGGUUUAGCUGGAAAUGGAAUAUAUGUGAUAGUUGUGAUGGAUAAAAUUGCCAAUGGAGAGAUUUUGACUGGAGAAACUUUCCUUGGAAUAGUUUCGAUUGGUAAAAUAACUGUAUGUGGUAAAAUUCUUACUGGAAUAUAAAUGGAUGGAGAGUUUGUGAUUGGCAUAAAAAUUCUUGGUAGAAUAAUUGGAAUAAUUGGUGUAGUUAACCUUUUUGGAAUAAUAGAUGGAAUUAAUAAUAAUAAUGGAAUAAUAACUUCGGAAACAACUGGUAUAAUAAUAACUAUGGAAACAAUUGGAAUAAUUAUAAUAAUAAUAGUAUAAAUUAAUAUUAUUAAUAAUAUUAAAAUGACUGGUAUAAUUGGAAAUGGAAUUCUUGCGAAAAUUGUAAUGGCUAAAACUGUUAAUGGAGAUUUUUUGAUUGGAUAAAUUUCGACUGGAGAAACUAUGACUGGUAAAGCAGUAUUUAUAUAAACAAUUUCUGGAAUAUAAACGGAUCACAUAUAUGUGAUUGGCAUAAGAAUUCUUGGUAAAAUAACUGGAAUUAUUGGUGUAAUCACCCUGCUUGGAGUAAUAGAUGGUAAAACGGUAAUAUAUGCAACAAUAAUGAUUGGUUCAAUUGGAAAUAGAAUAUAUGUUGUGAUAACUGUGAUGGGUCUUUCUGUUAAUGGAGAAGCUUCGACUGGAGAAACUUCAACUGGUAAAACUUUGACUGGAAUAAUUCAAGCUUUUGGAACAAUUAAUGGUGGAAUAUUAACGGUUGGCGUAUAUGUGAUUUACAUAAGAAAAACUGGCAAUAAAACUGUAACCAUUGGUGUAGUCAUCCUUAAUGGAAUAAUAAUAGAUAUAACCAAAAUUAUUUAUAAAGUUAUUAAAAAAACUGGCAAAAUCCAAACACAAUGA